Molecule: messenger RNA, 342 nt
Organism: Phytophthora sojae
Lineage: Eukaryota; Oomycota; Peronosporomycetes; Peronosporales; Peronosporaceae
Exons: 2
Coding region: 1-342 (113 amino acids)
Source: RefSeq, a predicted model, not a curated record
AUGAGCCCAACUGGCUCGCCUUCUGCAGCGACCAGUGAAGACUUCGAAGACUCGCGAGGCGACCACGAAGACCUUGAAGAAUACUCGGAGGCACGAGACGACCUGCACUUCGACCCUUCGGACCAAGAGACAAUGGAGCAGGACGACCAGCUCCAGCUCAUCGUUCGACUGCAGUCCGAGCUGGCAGAACUGAAGAAGCAGCUCGCGACGCGAGCGCCCCGUGCCCCCUCCAUGUCGGAUACUAGCAUGGAAACCGCACCUCCAUCACCGAAGAAGCCUAAAAUCAAGGACGUACGCUGCUCGAACUUCAAGGGAAACGAGGUUUACCCUGGGUUAGUGUAA